AAAAGUGUAUCAUCUGUUAUUUCAACUAUAGGACUUGGAAUUUAAUAGAAAUUUAAAGGGAUAUAUUUGGUAUUUUCUCAUAGAUAUGAAUAUUUAAAUUGUUAUAUAUAUAUAUAAGUAAAUAGAAGGGUAUAUUUGCGGAAAGACCCAAACAUAGAGGUUGCCUAAGACGUCUUCACAAUCAUGAUGGAAAGCUAUGUCACCUCAUCUGUGUCUGAAGACAUAAUCCCCUACGAGCCUGAGAUAUUUCGACCACCGCCAGUUGAGCUGUUCCCAUACAUCACCAGUGUUGGAGAACUCCAUGAUGAACAUGGAUGGGAGUAUUACUCUGACCGAGGCAUGCACCAGAGCGACUUGCUGGAAACCUCGUCACAAUCAACUCACUUGACAGAGCUCCAGAGCGUCCACUCUCAGCAUCUCCUCAACCAAUACCGUUACCCCGACACAGACACCCUCCACCUGCCUCUGGUCGACCCAGGACUGGGAUCUCUAUCCAUACCCCAGCAGAUGCCCUAUUACAGCCGGGCGGUUUAUUACCAACCACAGGCCCCCGUGUCCCCACAUGUGUACGGCUCAGAGGAGGAGGAACCUGGGGGCCACAGCCCCCCGCUGGAGGUGUCAGAGGGAGAGGAGGAGGACUACGGAGACCACGCCCCCUUCUCCUCAGCGGGAGACCCCAGUAACAAGAGGAAGAUUCGGCUGUACCAGUUCCUCUUGGAUCUUCUGAGGAAAGGAGACAUGAAGGACAGCGUGUGGUGGGUGGACAGAGAGAAGGGCAUCUUCCAGUUCUCUUCCAAACACAAGGAGACCCUGGCCAAUCGCUGGGGCACGCAGAAAGGAAACAGGAAGCGGAUGACCUAUCAGAAGAUGGCCAGGGCCCUGAGGAACUACGGCAAGACGGGAGAGAUCAAAAAGGUCAAGAAGAAACUAACCUACCAGUUCAGUCCAGAUGUGCUGAGGAAAGUCUUGACCACAGAGAGGAGGUCCUACCCUCACUAGGAUCACCAGUGGUUGUUUAUGUUGUCAUGACCCUUGGCUUAAGGCCUGGGAGUACCCUGUCACUGAUUUGCAAAGAGGACAAUGAUGAGUUUCUAUUGCAAUUCUUUUUUAUCACAUUUAACUCAAUACUCCAUAAACAAUCAAGUAGCCUAAACAGCCUUGUUGUUGUAUUUCUUUUUUUUCUUUUUUUUUGCUGUUUGCAUAUUCCAUGUUUAUUUAUUAGCUUAACUGAUUGGGUCUUCAUGUUCAGUGUUGAAUCAUGCUAUUUUCUCCAUCUUUGUGUACAUGAAGGAAAAAGGCAAUAAAGUAUUCUUUGCAAAUGCUCUG
Molecule: messenger RNA, 1326 nt
Organism: Esox lucius (northern pike)
Lineage: Eukaryota; Metazoa; Chordata; Actinopteri; Esociformes; Esocidae
Gene: spi1a
Product: Spi-1 proto-oncogene a
Exons: 5
Coding region: 184-999 (271 amino acids)
Biological process (GO): cell differentiation; regulation of transcription by RNA polymerase II
Cellular component (GO): nucleus
Molecular function (GO): sequence-specific DNA binding; DNA-binding transcription factor activity, RNA polymerase II-specific
Source: RefSeq, a predicted model, not a curated record